GUGAAACCGGCCUCGCGCUUCCUCUCCUCGGCAGACCCGGAGCGCGUCUUCUCCUCGCUGACCCUCAUAGGAGCAGGCGAAUCAGGGGACGUCUAUUCCGCGCGUGGCCCGGGCGGGAUGACCAGCUCGAACACGAACGGCAUAGUGGCGAUCAAGGUUAUUCGACUCGACCCUCCAGAGUCGGAGGACGACGAUGAAGAGGAAGCAUUAUGGACCCUCUGCAACAAACACGAGAACAUUCUCUCCCUCUACGACGUCUUUUUCGCCUCUCCCGAAUCCACCACACCUCAUCCGGGCGUCUGGCUUACCCAAGAGUUGGCAGAUCGCAGUCUAGCGGAUGUGGUGAGUCUCAAGCCUUCCGGGCUCAUCCUACGAGAACGCGUCAUGGCACGUAUAGUAGCCGACGUUUUGCGAGCCCUUUGCGUCUUGCACUCGAAGCGCAUCAUCCAUCGCGACGUGCGAAGCGAUAAUGUUCUCCUCUGUUCGGACGGUCGUGCGAAACUCUCCGACUUCACGCACGCCGUACAGCUCGACCUGGCCGGUGAGGCGAGGAAGAGGAGCAGUGUAGUAGGGACGGCCUACUGGAUGGCUCCGGAGCUGAUCCGCGCCGAGUCGUAUGGCGUCGAGGUGGACGUAUGGUCCUUGGGCGCCACGCUGUACGAGAUGUGUCGUGGUGACCCGCCUAGAGUGGACUUGUCCCCCAGCGAGGCCAUCAAGGCUACUGCGGAGAGUGGGCUGCCCGCGCUUGAUCUGGAGGGCGGGACGACGACGACGACGCGCGAGCUGAGGCAGUUUUUGGCGUGGAGUACCGAGAUGAAGGCAGAGGCAAGACCGUCCGCUGAAAUGCUUCUGCAGACGGCCUUC
Jaminaea rosea is the source of this 864-nucleotide messenger RNA. RefSeq names its product kinase-like protein. The transcript has 2 exons. Gene Ontology annotation, cellular component: cytoplasm. Lineage: Eukaryota; Fungi; Basidiomycota; Exobasidiomycetes; Microstromatales. Gene Ontology annotation, molecular function: protein serine/threonine kinase activity; protein tyrosine kinase activity; ATP binding. Gene Ontology annotation, biological process: intracellular signal transduction; regulation of MAPK cascade; protein phosphorylation. The annotation marks the transcript as partial. The record is from RefSeq and is a predicted model, not a curated record.